Spirometra erinaceieuropaei is the source of this 14568-nucleotide messenger RNA. The record is from the annotation of a GenBank genome assembly. NCBI's taxonomy places the organism in Eukaryota, Metazoa, Platyhelminthes, Cestoda, Diphyllobothriidea, Diphyllobothriidae.
AUGCCGUGGCCAGGAUCCAAGGUUUUGAAGAAGCUGAAGUCGCGAAAAUCCGACACUGACAGUUGUUUUAGCCUGCCCCCGCCCGGACCCAGUUUGUUUAAGUCGACCAUACAGGCGCAACAAUCGGUCUCGGAGUCGGUGGGCCGUAGGAAUGUGCUGUUUCGAGACAACCGCCUCCCAGACGGAAGCAGUGCCAGUCAACAGUUUGUGCCACGACCACGACUUCCCAGCUAUUCUGGCUCCCUGGACUACUGCGGUCCACAGGUCAGAUCCUCGCCGGCAACGCCAGUCCUCUCGGGUAGAAUGCCUCCGGCGGGCACGGCGAUCCCCUCUCUUGCCUCCUAUCCAGUCUCCUAUCAGUCGAACUGCUACGUGGAGUACGAUGGGAUGUCAGCCCGGAGCGCCUCAACCCUCCAGCGACCGAGGCUGACCAACCUCUCUGAUUUCAACCUGCCCACAGAGCCCGUCCCCACCAACUUUUCAGCUCGCCAGCCACUGCCGCCGUCGCGGAGGGCCUUCGACGCGGACAUUCCCUCGCCAGACUAUCCCGUCCUGCCCUCCUCGACGUCCAGUAAUUCCAAUCGUGACAGUGGACUUGAUUCCGACUCACGAUCAUCCUCCGGUCCCAAACCGACCUAUUCACCCUUCAAGAGAGGCGCGGAGCAUUGUCAAGUGAGUAAACUGUAAAAAUAUCAUAAAGCAGUCCUGAUGGGAAGUAGCAUCUGAUCUCCUGUGACCUUGAAAGCGAUUUCUGGUUGGCUAGAGCGACACGCCUCUGAUCGAGUCUAAAUCAAUUGUCAAAGAGCGUUGAGGUUCUUUGGCAGACUGAUUUAAAACGUUUCCUGGCGAGCUGGUUAAGAGCUGCCUAGACUGGCAUACUGCCUUAAAAGUCCACUGACGCAGGAUUUUGCGAAAUGCUAAUAACUUUUUUGUUUUGGGGACAUGCUUUUCUCCUACCUUGAAAUGCAGUGAGCGACCGAUCUCAUGAAAUGUUAGCCAAAAUUUUGAAAUGCGUUUUCGAUUGGAAAGUAUUACUUACGUGGGGUUGUAAUAAUGACUAUCGUGGGGCAUAAUCCUAUGAUAUUUGAGACUGACCAUGAUUUUUGCUUUCUAAUGCCGUUUUUUGUGACUUCCUGAAUUAGGAAGUGUGGUUUUUUACAUCGAAUCUAGAUGGUGCUGAAAAUUCAAAUAUAUUUGAUGGAAAACAUGCACAAAAUACGCUUUCAUUUACUCAUUUGAUAGCAUAUCACGCCGACUUCAUAUUUACACACGAAGAAAGGGUACAUCUAGGUUUUGAAAAAGUUUUCCAUUUCCGGAAUAAUUUUGAACCAGGUCAGCCGCUACAUCAAUGUUUAGCGACUUAGGUGUACUUUUCGAGCAAGCAAGGGUCGACUGGAGUUGGAUUCACGUUUUUGAUUACCACUCGCGGAUCUUCUGACUAAACAGAUGGAACUUGUUAGUGUCAGUAGAUCGAUAAAAUUGAGCCUAUUUCUUGUCACUACAUACUGUGGAGAAACGACAUAGUCGACCAGAUAAAUUUGCAGUCAGCAUGUUUCAAAACAAUGUAAAAUAGUGGCGACAUAUAGAACAUAAAACUACGCAGGCGAUGCGCUGAAUAUUUUCUACAGGAAGAGUCUUUGCCUUACACAAAAGUAGCUUUUUCCACCUUUAUCAAUCGAAGUCCUGUUGGCUUAUGUCGCUACGGACGACUCUGAUGGAAAGAUGGGGUCAGCGUCCCCUAUGACGCCAAACCAUUCUUAUCGAAGUCUCGUUUUCUGCUUUGAGUAGUCGGAUUGCUGGGCUUCCUGAGUCGUGAAUACCUAUGAAGCGAGGAUGGCGAGUUGACCCGCAUCUUGCUAAAAUAUUAUUUGUUAUAUGAUUGUGAAAUGACCCUAGUUUGGCAUUAUAGACGGGCGAUCAUUUUUGAGAAAUACUUGCAGUGGGGUUACGAGGGCAACUGUUAGGAUUGGGAUCGGGGAUAAAGUUAGAACACAGGAAUAAGCAUUCCUGGAAUGUAGCGCAAAGCCACCCGUAGUACGGGAGAUCAUUUAUCCCCGAGUCCAACCACAUGCACUGUAUGCUUCGACCAGUUGUAGUCUACUGGUUUCUUUAAGCACAGUCGCCCUCCCAUCACUGUAAGGCUCUGAAAUUAAUAUGACCCAGGACUACAUAUGUACGUUCUACGGUCUUAUAUACAGCCUGUCUGUUACCUUGGGCGCGAUAGGAACAACGGACUCAUAUGCCCGAGGUCGAUCUGCAAAGCACCUUAAACUUUAAAUCAGCGUCAUUCGAGUUGAUUCCUUGAAAAUAUUCAGUAGUCGAAUUCCUAAUUACCCCGCGUUUCGAUUUCACAAAAUGCAGUCCCCGAAGAAUAUUCGAUGAGAUCAACGGUGUUUAUCAAGACCCCAAAAACGCAAUUUGUUUGAACGAAUGGAGCACUUUAAAUUAUUUUUAUAAAUACCCAAUUCUUUUAAAUUUGCGAAGGAGUACUAAUUGUAAAGCCUCUAUGUAUAACCUCUCGAGCAACAGCGUCGAUAGUACUUAUGGAGCGACAGUAAAGUCGUAUUAACUUGGAUUCAGAGAUUCCUAACUGGCUACAAUUCGAGGUGCCACAGGUGUGCGCGAUAGUACUUUGGUUUACUCACCCAGUGUUAGAGGCCAUUCUGAUGAGGAGACAAAAGGGAGCGAAACCACCGGAGAUAUAAACUCGUGUUUCACCCACUCCAUUGCCAAGUUCCAAAAUAAAAAAACACACAAGCACAUAAAAUACAAUUAAUGUGACGCGCGCGCUUCCCAUCCAUGGGCAUUCGGCACGUCGCAUCAACGAUGGUUUCCUUGGAAAACUUUACAACUUGGCUACUGAUAUCUGACUCUUGAGGACAAAGCUCUGAGAGUAGCUGCGUUUUUCCUGGUAAAAAUUCCUCGUUUCAAACCAACAACUUUUGCUUUUAGGGCUGGAAUUUUGCAAACGGAGAUCAGCAUCUAAUGUUCGACCAGCCGGGCAUUCCAGAUGGGAGACCAAAGCUAGUCAACCAGAAUGCCAGCACGCAAUCAAGACCAGUGUUCGAACCUCGGCAUCAACACAGCCGUUUCACUGCGGACGAGGAGGCGUACAGAAGCCUGUCUAACCCACGACACUGCCAGUAUAACCGUCCGAGUAUGGACUACUUCGAGACCUCAUCUGUGCGAGACUGGAAUCUUCCACGAGAUCGUCAGCCUCUGCCGAAGACCUCCAGUUUAAUGAAUGUACAUCGGGUGCCCGAAGUUCGUGACCGAUACCGAUCACGUGACUACGAGGUGCCCCUCAGCACUGGCCGCAAUCGGCACUGCUCCUCCUGUUCUUGCCUGAACAGUAUUCGAGACGAGGUUGGCCAGUACACCUCCGUGGGCACGAACACCGAGACGCCCUCCGCCACGGAGACCCUGCGUAGUUCCCUCAAGAGAGUGCAACUGCCGAAAACGCCUCUCAAUGCCAGGAGAGAUCGAGAGAAGACGUCAUCCCUGGCUAUGACCUGGCAGUCGCUGGGAAGUGAAGAGGAAAGACAGAGUGAUGAGGAGGCGGACAGGCGAGGAGGGGGAGGAGGAGAUAGCCGAGGAAACUCUGUUUCAAGGCCUGCCUAUCAAACGCCCCCGAUCUCACUGCCAAUUUCGAGCCCAAACAGCAGACGAGCCAACAGAAAGCCACCGACCACCGGGGGCCUCCGUUUGCCCCGCUCACAGCCCCUUAAAGCUCAACCUCGCGGUCAAACUGCCCACAGGACCUUCAAUGAGGUCGAGGAAGCAGCAGAUGAUGGCGACUUUGAGGAAGGAGAACGUUUCACAUGGAGGCGUGAAGGUAAAGAGGCCGCUGACCGUUCCCCUGCUUUUGGUGAAACGUCCGAUUUCCAAGAGUAUUCGCCGACGCCCUCCAAUCGGCGAACUUUACGGGCAGAAGAACAGGAGGAUCGCAGUUUCGUGAGGAUAUGAGAAGGAUUCAUCGGCAGUCCACCUCAUCAGGAGGAAGGAGCGGUCCUCAUUAAGGGUGUUGCAUAAUGAUUUUAAUCAUCAUCUGUAUAGAAGACGCUCUCUCACAUUUUAUGACCUCAAUGAACAAACUACCGGCGCUGAUUGACGUCGACGGGAAAUUCUACAAAAUGCUUGCGUUCAUCCUUCUUCCUUUGGAAGGUGUCAGAGAGGAACUGUACACACUGCUAAUCCCCUGACAUGAAUUCGCACCAAUUUUAAGUAUAUAUAUAAAGUGAUUUGUGUAAAUACGCACUUUCUUUUUGCCUGUCUCUGCGAGCUGGUUACCGAGGGUUAACUGUACAGAUAGUCAUAACUGCGAACCUUCUACUUGAAUUGAAAGGCAAAAUAAGCGUUGCAUGUUCUACCCGAGGACGUUUGUUAAAGACCUUGGUGGCUACGUCAGGACGUUUAAAUGCACUUGGCAUAAGGUAAGUAUCCAAAGAAAGAACGAAAACUGCAAGCUAUAAAUGGGAAAAAAGGACUAUAUGUAAAAAACAAAAUAGUAUUUUUCUUCGAUUUUAUGAUAUAAAAUUUGCGAAUUGGAGGCAUUAUUAAUUUACUCCUAAACAUUAUGCAAACUCUUGUGUAAAUUGGUCUAGUGAUAAGGACUGCUAGAUUAGCUUAUAUAUGUAUAUAUAAUGUUCCUUCGGACCGGCACACCGUUUGUUAUGCAGAUUUCCAAAACUAGAUCGCUAAACUCUCGCCAAACUUAAGGUUGAUGGCAUAAAUCACGGCGUAUAACUAAACUGACGAAAAAUCAUUGAUCGAUCAAAAACCGACAAAGGUUUGCGAACCAAAACCGUCUAUUAUUAACGAAAGACCUUCGUCAUAAAAAAGUAGAAUAAUUAUUAUGAGUAAUAUUACGUCAUUUGGAAGUUGCAACACUCUUAAGGAGGCUGAAAAUGCCGAAGAAUUCCAAUAAUUACGGACUUGAUUGAUAAAAGCCACCCUGCUCUAAUACGUUAUCACUAUAAAAUGUGCUCUGAUCUGUUGUAUUGUUUACAAGGAUUCGUGGAAAAAUAUUUGGCCGAUUUCUUCCUUUGAGUUAAAAAAAAUACUGAUCGUUUUUUCUGUCCCAGGCUACUAAAGGGUGUGAGAGGAGGGAAAGAGAUUAAAGCAGCGCAAGGCCGCUUAGCGAAUUUACGCGCAGUUCAUUACCUGAGUCAGCCAAAAUACAGGUGGCGGUGGUAUUAGUAGUAGUAGCAGUGGUAGUAAUGAUGGUGUUCUUCCUGUAAUAAUAGUGGUAGUAGUAUUAGUAAAAGUCGUUAGAGCAGUAACAACAUUAUCGCUAGUAGACGUAGUAGUAGUGGUAGUAGAGUAGUGGCAGCCACGGCAGUAGUAGUGGUAUUUGCGGUAGUAAAGUAAUAGUGAUGGCGGUAGUGAGAGUAGCAGUAGCAACCGUAAUAGCGUUCGCAAUAGUUGUGCUGGCAGCAUUAGUAGUGGUGGUGGUGGUAGUAGGGAUAGUAAUGAUAAUAAUAGUUCUAGCAGCAUGAUCAGUAGUAAUGACAGUAAAAAAAGGCAGAGGUAGCAUAAGUGAUGUUACUAAUGGUUGUAGCAGAAGUAGUAGUAGUAGUAGUUGUUGUUGUUGUAGUGGCAUAAGUAGUCGCAGUCAUAGUAGUAGUAGUAGUAGUAGUAGUAGUAGUAGUAGUAGUAGUAGUGAUAGCAGUAGAAAUAAUGACUAGUAGUAGAAAUAGUGGCAGUCGUGAAGAAGGAGACACGAUCGCUGGAACAAUAUUUGCGGUCAUAGUAGUAGUGGCACUAGUAGUGGUGGUGUUGGCAACAGUAGAAUUAGCAGUGGUGGCGGUAGUGUUUAUAGUUACAGCAGUAACAGUCGUAGUAACAGUGUUAUGAGUAAUAGUAGUAGCAGUAGUACUAGUUAUCACAGCAGUAUUCGUAAAGUCAACAGUAUCAGCGGCAACGGUAGUAGUAGUAGUAGUAGUAGUAGUAGUAGUCCCAAUAGUAGUAGUAGUAGUAGUAGUAGUAGUAGUAGUAGUAGUAGUAGUAGUAGUAGUAGUAGUAAUCGUAGAGCGACGAAAGUCUAAACUCAAUAAAAAAAUAAGCAUUUUACGAGAGGUAUGUUCCUUUCCAUUUUAACUAUAACACCCGCAUCCACUCUGUCGUUCUUGUCAAGAAUGAAUUCUCUAUAAUCUUCAUCCGCAAAAUGUGGCCCUAUAAAAUUCUCGGUCAGUGUCGAUUGCGGUAAAGCAGUCAAGCAUUUCUUGCCAACAGUGGGUGCGCGCGACAUGCAAAUCUCAUUUGGCACAUAGGCAAGGGUGCGGGUUGUUUGGGUACUGUUUGGUUCUGUGUCCUGCCAAAUUCCUUUGGCUAUGGCAACCACGGUGGCAACAUGGGUGUGUUUUCCGACUAGCAGAGUUUUUACAAGAACGCCUAACCAAGCGGCGACCUAAUGACCUCGCCUUCAGGCCACAUCAAGCAAUCCAAACUGCAAAGCAGGGUGUUCGCUGACGCCUGAGCAUACCUAUUGUACCUCAAAAGAAAGUGAACUUCAGGAAUAUCGGUUAUGAGACUAUGACUAUGACGGCAGAAUCUAUCAUGUGGAUUAAUACUUUGUAACACUAUCAGGCAUUGAAAAAGAACAGGCGGAAACAAAAAAGUGUUUGACAGUCUGAAUGGCUACUGUGCUAUUUUUAGGUCGAAUUUAAGCUUCAGCAUGUUAAGAGAAGUCAACAAGAAGGUGCUGCUGCUGCUGCUGCUGAUGAUGAUGAUGAUGAUGAUGAUGAUGAUGAUGAUGAUGAUGAUGAUGAUGAUGAUGAAGCAGCGCAAGACCACUUAACGAAUUUACGCGCAGUUCAUUACCUGAGCCAACCAAAAUACAGGUGGCGGUGGUAGUAGUAGUAGUAGUAGUAAUGAUGGUGUUCUUCCUGUAAUACUAGUGAUAGAAGUAUGGGUAAAAGUUGUUGUAGUAGUAACAGCAUUAUCGCUAGUAGUAGUAGUAGUUAUAGUGGUAGUAGUAGUAGUAGUAGUAGUAGUAGUAGUAGUAGUAGUAGUAGUAGUAGUAGUAGUAGUAGUAGUAGUAGUAGUAGUAGUAGUAAUAGUGGAAGUAGCAGUAGUAGAAAUAGCGGCAGUACCUUAUACUGUUACUGCUGCUGCUGCCGCUGCUGGUGAUGAUGAUGAUGAUGACGACGACGACGACGACGAUGACGAUGACGAUGAUGAUGAUGAUGAUGAUGAUGAUGAUGAUGAUGAUGAUGAUGAUGAUGAUGAUGAUGAUGAUGAUGAUGAUGAUGAUGAUGAUGAUGAUGAUGAUGAUGAUGAUGAUGAUGAUGAUGAUGAUGAUGAUGAUGAUGAUGAUGAUGACUUUGUGAGCACGGGCCUCUAUGAUAACAGUUAGUGUGCAGAAAGGUACAAUGGUGGUUUCUGCCGACAAUCGGAAGCAGCUCUUUUUUUUAGAAUUCUGUUCAGUUUUUCAGGGUUAGCUGAUCGCUAGACCAAUAGAAAAGCAUAUUCCGGUACCUAACCAUAGCUAGUUAUCGUCUAAAUUUAUUUUUCUAUUCGGCUCUUAUGGAAACCACGUUUUGGGUGACUGUGUUAAUAUCAAGGGAAGGCCUAUGCAACGAAAAACAGCAUGUAGCAGAUUGAUUUCAGUCUGUCCGCAAUUUUAACAACUAGAACCCUCUUAACGGCAGACUAUGAGGAACGGCAACCUCCGAAAAAUGUCGCCUACCCGUCUGUGCCAUUCCGGAUGCACCAUAUGGCAAUAAACCUAUGUGCCCACGAGCUACCACCAGUCAAUGCCCCCGCGUCUCCAGACAAUAAACCACGACUAAGACGCCGGACCGACCGAGUGCGCCGAUCAACACGGCCCAUGCAGGUCAGUCCACGCCAAAAGCGGUACCGAUCUACAUGGAGGGGAGGUGUUGCGAGUGUCUACACUCCCAAAACAGGAGUCAGCCAAUCACUGGAGGCCAGGUGCGUUUUCUCUACAGCUCUGUCAUCUUAAUAGUGGCGCCUCUGUAUUGGCUUUUCCCCUCGGGCCUGAUCGAUCUGCGUAUUCGAAUUAUCGACCAGCUCGUCUGGAAUGUUCUUCCCGAAGGACAUUCGGCCGAAUGGCGGCGAACAACAGUAGGGCGUUAUAAAUAUGCGUUAUUUCCUGUUAAUUUUGACUUGCAGUUUCCUAAUACACAUUUUCGUGGCCGGUCGCGUUCUCCUUCUCUGCCGCGUUAGUAUUGGGGACAAGAGUCGUGUACGCAUACGCUCCAACGUGCUUUUAAGUACCAGGCCGGGUGAUAACAACCCCCCCCCCCCAUCGUCUCCACAUUGACGUACCACUAAGGUAAAGAUAAGUGAGGGAGUUGUGAGUGCAACGGAUGCUUCGAAAGUCGCCGGUGCUGCAUCCACUUCUCGGAGCACAAGGUGGUCGUUUUCACUUGUGACCACCACAAUGCCAUUCUUUUCCGUAGGUUGUCAAUCAUCUUUCAGCCCCACUUCCAUUUGUCAGACUCCUGGAAUUGGUCAGAUGGGAUGGACCAUGGACAGAAAUUUUUGGCCUAAAUUCAUUUUGUAAGCGAGGGUUUUGUCGGGAGCACAGCACUGUCUUUCAAGUUUGAACCAUUGACACGGACUUGACUAAAUCACUGACCAGGAUGCCGUUAGGCAUUCAGAGAGCCUAUAGCCCGCAGCACGCUUCCAUUUUUCAACGAGAUCAAGGUAAAUUAACGCUUACCAAGCUUCAUCGUUUACUUGGCUUCCGGACAGUCUGGAUGUGUAGAAAGGCAUUCGUUUAGACUCAAGGUUACUAUUGUAUUGUGUAACAAAAAUAUAUCCUGGUGUAUGGUUAAUAGCUAUCGCAACGCGUAACAGGUCAUUGUUAUUGCACGUGAGUCAUAUCAGAAGAUGGAUUUUAGGUAUCUGUAACUAAAAAGAUACAUAGACGAGUGUCACAGCUGUGUCGUCCAACUCCGUUAAAUCAGAUGAAAUCAUUUGAACUGCUCAAGAACACUCAUCUUCAUUCUGAAUGCACAAAUCUACCCCACCUCAGACGUGCUGACCUGCAGCCAACUGACUGACUUCGGCAAGGCAGACGUACGUCCAGAUGGUAACAAGGGACCGUGCUCCGGCUGAAAAUAUAAUGCCGCAAGCAGUGCAAUGUAAGAAGGCUGUGGAAAAGGAGUUCCGCGCCUGCCUCACGAGACAGACGCAGGGGGGUUGACUUGCGAUGCACCCCUCUCACCCGCCAUAUUUCGUUGACAAGCCAAGGGUCAAAUGAACGGAGAUGGUCUCGGACGCGCAGUGGCCGACGCCUCUAAACAGCCCGUCUACGCGUGCAACACACAAGCCUCAAGUACGACGCUGUGGUGGGAAAGGAAUGCCGGAUCUCCCGUGAGUGAGACUGACAUAAGGAAGGAGCCAUUGGAAUCUAACGCUUAGUCUUGAGUAGAAACGAGUUGUCCUCUGAGAUAGUAACUGUCGAACUCAUGAUUGGUAGCGCAUCAUGGUAGUUUCGGCUCAUCAGAUGGCUUUGCUAUUGUUGGUCUCGCUCUUUCUCUCUCUUUUCUCUCCCAUCUACCAGUUGACUGUCUGGUAGACUGGGCUGGUGUAGUGUGAAGACCCCCCGCAGGAAACACAUCUGCCCACCGACGCGCCCAAAAAUCCCAACUUACCCAGUUUACAUGCACAGUGCUAAGUGACCAGUCCAACUGACUUUGUGUGUGGGGAGAGGGAUAAACUGACACACCGAUUGUGUGACAUCUACGGCAGCCGCGAGCGAUACAGAUGGCACAGGACCCCAGUUUUAAUGGAGAAAUUAUUCCGCGACAGUUCUAAUUCUCGAUCUACAGGCAGGGCGACUGUGAAGCAGUGGUCUGACAAUUACAUCGGUUUGUCAUUUGUAUCAUCUACAAACCGGCGUCCUCCAUAGGCGCAGCAUUAGCGCAUACGAACUGCCUGGAGAGGAGUAAAUUCAUGUAAUAUGAUUUUAUGCACAGAUUGCUACUGUGUUUACAGUGGCCAAACCAGCCAAUAAAUUAAGACAGGUUCUCCCCUGCAUUUUCCCCAACACUGCGAUUCCCACUGGAAGUUUAGCGAACAUGUUGGCGUCACUUACCCAUCCAGACUGAUCAUCCCCUCGUUGUCACUCAUCUUCCUUUAUACCGCUUACCAUUUUCCUAUAUACCGAUCUCCUUUUUUCUAGCAUACAGCUUGUACCUGUUUGCCUAUUCUUUCUUCCUGACUGGUGAGGACAAUACAUGUCCAAUUACCUCGCUUUACGUUUUGCCGUGUGUUGUAAGCUCAAAGUUUGAAGUGUUAAUUGGUUUUUGCACAUUUUCUCAAGUUUGACAACGACCUGCGGAGCCAGCAUCAAACAUUUACUAAGACAAUUUUCAGUUCUUCGCAAAGAACAUGUUUGCCUUCAUAUUAUGUUUCUUGGGAUGCCUGUAUUCUAAUAAAUGUACAUAUAAACACAAGGGACCUAUUUAAACCAUGCAGUUCUCACAUUUCCUAUUUCCGAUGAUGCGCUCGAGUGUGAGCGUGAAACGUCAGAUGAAUAAAUCAUCAUCCCCAGAGCUCUUCUAACCCCUUUUUCAAUCUCAACACCCGGAGUCAGCAUAUGCGCCUAUAUCCAUAUCAAGUGAAUAAUUCCAAAAAAUGCUCAGUGUGGGACGUCGAGUUUAAGUCUCCGGGACAUGAUUUUUUAGGAUCAGAACCGAAAUUUCAGUGAACAUUUGAGUCAAAGACAAUCGACUUCUGUGUCCAUUCGACAAAUAAGUAGUACUUGGAGUAGUAUGAGACGUAUAUUUCGAAUGUAUGAUGCCGCACUCCCGACAUGGGUACUAACUUAAAGCCUAGACACGUGUUUUGCCGAUAUUCUGUCACUGUGUCAUUUAACUGCGAGGAGCUCGGCUCAUCAGUGGGUCCCCCAGCGUUCCCUCUGCAGUUUCUUUUUAAGUACGAUGCGGUGGUUGGAAAAGAAUCCCUGAAUUCGCAUAAGACUGCCAAGGCUCGAACUGGCGACCUGUCAGUUUGAAGUCCACGCCUCCAGCCACUGGGCCACGGGUGUUCCACACUUCGGGUUUGGGUAUGACUGGCUAACGACAGCUAAUACGCCAGAAAUGGCCAUUUCAGUCUCCCUUGACUUUGUCGGUAAUAACAUACUGCCAAUUUCAUGCGCCGCUGUGCGGCUGCUUGUUGGGCUCGAGAGAGAGCCCAUAAAGCACAGCGGAACGGGUGAGUUCCGUAAGAACGAUUGGUGAGCGCGUCCUACCAUUAUAAACAUAUAUAUGUAAUGGUUUUACCGAGAAGGCGAGUGAGUUCCGUAGAAACGACCUAAACGUCGGCUUUUAUGUCCAUACUUCGUGGAAAAGCAUUAAAAUUUCAUUAGUCGAGGGCGUUCCGUUAGUUUAAACAAUUGUUUCAUUUGCUCUUAUCCUUACGAAUUAUGGGCCUAAAUGAGACAUCCUUGUUUGCGUGUUCUGUAAAAGUAACAUAUGGAAAAGUGGAUUUGCCCUGAUAUUUUCAAUCGGAAGUAUCCAUUCCCAUAGGCUUCGUGAGGUUUAUUGGCCCUAGUCAUGCCUAAGCCUCCUGCCCACAGCUAAAACUCUCGUCACAGUAUGAGCUGGUUUAUGUAGUCAUCACUUCCACGAGACGUUGCACUAGCAGUUCCAGCAAGGCGCUCUAUUCAAUCCAUUGAUUUAUCGAUUUUCCCUGCUGACAGAGAUAUACGUUCUCGUAAACCCAGCUCUCGUACCCGGAUCUGAUUGGCUGACGCGCUGUAACGACUGGCAGUUGGAGCGCACUGUUGGUUUCGACUGCUUUUCAGGCAUCUGCACAAAAUAAAUUUCUUUAACUAGUAUCUCCCGUCUUCGAGUGUUUACGGGAUAUGUUGGCGUUUUCAGGCUCUCCAGUUGCCACCUCACGUAGCCAAAAAGACACGCACUCGCUCUUACAGCGCUCAGUCCUCUCAAACUUGCUCUGUCAUCCUGCUAAGAAGAUGGUCUACCCUGAGUUUGUGAUUAAGCUCUACACCAGCGUAAACACCUACGCGUACUGAGCCGCAAGCAUAGGUUUGACGGCAGUCGUUCGCCUCCUUAGCGUCAGAGCUCGGAAAUCGAUAGUCACACUCGAGUCAUGCACAAGCCUGCGCGCAGAUGUGACGAAGGACUUUGCCUGACGUAUUUUUUUUUUACUUCUUCUGAUUUCUCGACCCCAGCCCUAGACCCACCAGGUUUUGCUGAUAACGGCAGAUUCUUCAGUAGUGAUAGCGAGAGCGGUGGUGAUACUGGUGGUGGGUUUGGUGAUAUUAUUAUUAUUAUUAUUAUUAGUAGUAGUAGUAGUAGUAGUAGUAGUAGUAGUAGUAGUAGCAAUGGUAGAGCGAAUGAAGUCUAAAGAUCUUCAAAGCCAAUGGCUACCCGCCCAACUUCGUCAACCGGUGCAUACGCAAAAGGAACAAAAGGCAAAACCGCAAGGACUCCAAAUUUUGGCGAGGGCUUCCGUAUGACAGGAAUUUUUCGGAAUCUGUCGAACGCCUGCUGGCGCCACCUGGGUUUGGAGUUGCACACAGACCGGUAGCAACCAUCAAGCGUACCGUAAUGACCGCUGCCACGGCAAGAAACGUCUGGAGUCGUUUAUCGUCGGAGAAACCGGAAGACGUCUCCGAACGCGAAUGGCCGAACACGCUGCAGCGGUGCGGAGAAAUGGCGUUAGCUCUCAAUUUGCGGCUCAUUAGACGAGAUCCGGUUACACAUCCAAAUUCAACAAGGCCGAAAUUCUUGCAAGAGGUGACAACCGCGUGAGCCGGGAGCUGCUUGAGUCAUGGCUCACUGUCCCCCCCUUUAACAAGUGCAACGACCUUCCCAUUUCAUACUCGAUGCUGAGACUUCGCCUAGACGGAGUAAUUAGCCACGCGCGGAGCGCGCAGAUGAAUACUCUUCCCAACACCAGGGUCAGUGGAUCAGAUGGUCGACCAAUUAUCACACCAACAUCCGACAGAUGUGAUGAAAUUGCAGCAAUUAACUACGCAAAUGUCGGCCAUCAAACAGUCAUCACACCAAUUGCAAGGAUUCCUGAUGAAGGGGGAGAGCCGUGAAUAUUCAUAGGAAUGCGAUAGCAUGGCGACUGCAUCCGAUAAAUACUGCAGCCCCUUGUACCUGAAUCACCCCUAUCUGCUUUUGUCUCUGAUGAUGAAUUCGAGCAGGAAUCCCAAACGUCAGGCAAAUAAAUCUCUUGUCCCAGCCAUCGUGUCUCCUUCUUCACGACUGCUUUCUGGGGCUCGUCUCUUCAUUUCUAUAACAGCAUGUCGACACUUGAUGGUCGGCAUGUAAGUUGUUAAUUGUUGAAAUCUCAUCAUCUGUUUUGGAUGCUGGCGUAAUGAUCGUUCGGCCAUCUGGCUCAACGGCUAGCGCUCUCCCCAGUGGUCAAUUACAUUGACCAGCCUAUGCCUCGGCACCCAAUAUGGAGUGGGGAUGUCGUUGCAUUUGUUGAUAUACCUAGGUCCUGCGACACAUGACUGAAGCGACUCGCGACCCACGCAACUAUCAUCUUUCGCGAGGAAUUCUGCCUCAUUUAACUUCAAUGAGUGGCGGGGUCCCGUUGGAUUGACCGCGACCUGAGCGAUUGGCGUCAUUUCUAUGCUCUGCUGCCGCGGGUUCGACGAUUCGCGUCCAGAGCAGUCCUUCAGUUUCUUAGACAUAAUUACUUUGUCCGCAACUGCACCAGAUCCGGUAAACGACCCCAGACGUUUCUUGCUGUGGCAGUGGGUCUUUUAGUCUCAUCACCUGACGCCUUAUGGUGGCCUCCAUUAAGCAAUUAGCGCACCAACGGACAACAAUUUUGGAUGAAGGCGAGAGCGGCUAAUUGUCGUAGGUAUGCAUUAGCAUAGUGACUGCAUCCUAUAAAAACUGAAACUUCCUGUGCACGAAGCAUCCGUUUCUGUCACUGUCUCUGAUGAUGGGUUCAAGUGAGAAUCCGAAACGUCAGGUGAAAAAAAGUGAUUGCUUCUACUUCUUAUUAACUAUUUCCUGGAACUCGCAUCUUCGCUUGUAUCGGCAAGUUGCCUAUUGUUCUGAGCACUCGAAGGCGUGCAGGAGCUGAUAGCAAUAUUCGCACAAGCGACAGUUAAAGGGCUCAUCAGCAAAUCGGCGAACUGUGUCUCAGGGCUGGAUGUGAUUCCACAGGACUCUGUGUGCGGACAUCAGAUCAGUACAUAGACUGGCUGCGUUCUCAUCCUAGAUCCAAGUUCCAAUUAACUUUCAGCCUGUUUUUCCUCCGGAAUCAGAGAUUAUCUUGGCAUCUGCGAAGUUGAACUCAUGACCCCUUCCGAAGGUCUGGGCAGCUAUUUGUGAAAACGCCCCAUACCACCGUACAGCCAAUCUAUUUACGUGUAUGCGCGAUCUAUGCGCGUGUAUGCGCGGUCUAACUAAUCUGUUCUUAGGCUCACCUGCUCUACACCUGAUUCUCUCAAUUAGCGGGGCGGCCCUCUUCGCUUGCCUGCUGGUUUUUGACACCCACUUGAUCAUGAAGCGUUUCUCUGCGGAGGAGUACAUAGCUGCCUCGAUAACACUCUUCCUCUACAUCCUUCGCAUCCUCCAGGCGGCCGAAAACCAGUAG